CAUAUGGACUUCUCUUUCAUCCUAAUGCUUACCUCCGGAAUGGCUGGAAUUUACUAGAUUUUAUAAUUGUGGUAGUAGGGCUUUUUAGUGCAAUUUUAGAACAAGCAACCAAAGCUGAUGGGGUAAAUUCACUGGGAGGUAAAGGCGCUGGAUUUGAUGUUAAAGCACUUAGAGCUUUCCGCGUACUGCGCCCUUUACGGCUGGUAUCUGGAGUUCCUAGCCUUCAGGUGGUGUUAAAUUCCAUUAUCAAGGCCAUGGUCCCGUUGCUGCACAUCGCCCUGCUGGUGCUGUUUGUCAUAAUUAUCUAUGCCAUCAUUGGGUUGGAGCUCUUCAUGGGAAAGAUGCACAAAACAUGCUACUUAACAGGGAUUGCCACAGAUACACCUGCAGAAGAAGAGCCUGCUCCCUGUGCUCCAGUAUCUCAACAUGGACGGCAGUGUCAGAAUGGCACUGACUGUAGGGCCAUAUGGGAGGGACCCAAACAUGGCAUUACCAACUUUGACAACUUUGCCUUUGCCAUGUUAACUGUGUUUCAGUGCAUCACCAUGGAGGGCUGGACAGAUGUACUCUACUGG
Molecule: messenger RNA, 575 nt
Organism: Thamnophis sirtalis
Lineage: Eukaryota; Metazoa; Chordata; Lepidosauria; Squamata; Natricidae
Source: RefSeq, a predicted model, not a curated record